This is a messenger RNA of Haemonchus placei, 777 nucleotides long. The record is from the annotation of a GenBank genome assembly. NCBI's taxonomy places the organism in Eukaryota, Metazoa, Nematoda, Chromadorea, Rhabditida, Trichostrongylidae.
AUGAAGCGAUACCCUCUCCCCUACCUUGAAUACAUUUUUAUUACUUGUGAAAGUAUGGUACUAGGCCCGGCGUUGGUAAGCAAUAUUUUUAGAAUCACUUCACAGUUGCAAAAACUGUACCGUAUAGUGAGUCGAUGGAGACAGACCCUCUAGUGUGGCAUUUCGUUGCGAGCCUUCAAAUUCAAUUAUGCUUUUUUCAUCUGGAGACACAUCGUUCCAGUACCGCAACACAAAGCGAGUGAUUAUGCCGUUAGGAUGUUCAGGAAGGUCCCACAUUAUGACUGCACUAUUGAACAUCACUUCAGCAAUGCUUAGCCCGUUCACUGGUCCCGGCAUGUCUUCAUCGGUUACAACGAGAACUGGAGGGUUGCGUGGACCGUCCCCGGGAGAGGUGUAACACAGAACCGUGAGAUUGUAAUGACCGAAUUUUUCUAGGUCAUCGACAAUCACUUUGAGAUCAGUAGAUGUUGGAUCUACUAGCACUUGACGAUAAAGAUCACUAUGAAGCGGUACGCCUUUCCAAAACUCUACCUUAUAUCCCAGGUUAACUCCAGGGACUCGUUGCUGAUCCGGCGCCGUGAAUGUGACUUCAACCGCUGUUGAGUUAAGCACGUUCGCGAUCACAUUUUUAGGAGCUUGAGUCGGAACUCCUUCGGCAGUCGUCACAUCAAUACUCUUGCUGAAGACACCCAAUCCUCGAUGAUUAUAUGCUGCAACCUGGAUCUCAUAUUCCCGCCAUGUAAUCAGCUGGUCGAUAGCCUAGAUGGUGAAUAUUAG